Molecule: messenger RNA, 654 nt
Organism: Trichomonas vaginalis G3
Lineage: Eukaryota; Parabasalia; Trichomonadida; Trichomonadidae
Product: vesicle-mediated transport
Exons: 1
Coding region: 1-654 (217 amino acids)
Biological process (GO): protein secretion; vesicle-mediated transport
Cellular component (GO): Golgi membrane
Source: RefSeq, a predicted model, not a curated record
AUGAGUACUGAAGAUUUAGAAUUUGUCCAAAGCCCAACACAUUAUCAAGAUGAUGCCCCCAAAACUAAUACGACGACAACAACAGAAACAAGACCAUCGUUACCAACUGGAAGAAUUUUCACGACAUUUUUGACAUUAAAAGUAAUUCCGUUUGGAUUUUACAUGUUUAGCGGAAUUUUCUUCAGUAAUUCCGUAUUUCAAUGGGUCCUUUGUAUUUUAUCAUCAUCAAUUGAUUUCUGGUUCACUAAAAAUGUUGCCGGAAGAUUAAUUCUCGGUAUGCGCUGGACAAACAUCGUUAAUAAACGUGGAGAGAGUACAUGGAAGUUUGAAUACGCUCGCCAGGAUUCACAAGACAAAGCAGCUCAGAAAAAGUAUUUCUGGCUAUUUCUCUUUGUUUCUGCUGGUGUCUGGGGAUUAUUUACGUUCUUUAACGUCAUCAGACUAAAUCUUGGCUGGGUUUUGGUUACAGGAGUGAGCUGUGCAUUGGCUUCUACAAAUGCAUGGGGAUUCCUCAAAUGUGAUCAUAGUGUUAAGGAUGACGUUCAGAGAGGUGCAAGUUCCUUCUUUAGACAAACUGUUUUCCCUCUAAUUCUUCAAAAUGGAACAAAUUUAUUCGCCGGAAAUACAAAUACUCAACCCGCUACACAAGUAUAA